Messenger RNA from Cucurbita pepo subsp. pepo (vegetable marrow), 899 nucleotides. The record is from RefSeq and is a predicted model, not a curated record. NCBI's taxonomy places the organism in Eukaryota, Viridiplantae, Streptophyta, Magnoliopsida, Cucurbitales, Cucurbitaceae.
AUCUCUCCGUUUUCUUCACUUCUUUGCUCCAAUGGCGAACCCCAAAUCCGACCCGAUCGAGCCCUGUGAAGGGGAGUUGUAUUCGUUGUGGGCUCUUCCUCCAGAAGAUGUCGCCACCAAGAUCAUUUCUCUGAUGAGCAGCCUGAGAUCCGAGUUUGGCGGCCCCGAAUUUGAGCCGCAUAUCACCGUGGUUGGGGCAAUUCGUCUCACCCCUCAGGAUGCCCUCAAUAAAUUCCGAUCAGCUUGCGAAGGGGUCAAGGCUUAUCAAGCCACCGUGGAUCAAGUUUCCAUCGGAACCACCUUCUACCAGUGUGUUUUUCUCCUCAUUCAUCCCACCACCGAGGUGCUUCCCUCUCAUCCUUCCGUCUGCAUCUCAUCGUUUGGGCUUUUGUUAUGUUUAAUUUUCCUCCUAUUCUCUCUGUUUUCUUCUCAGGUGGUGCAGAUCAGCUCACAUUGCUGCAGCCAUUUUGGUUACAACAACUCCACCCCUUACAUGCCGCAUUUGAGCCUACUAUAUGCGAACAUAUCAGAUGAAAUGAAGAAGCGGGCGAAGGAAAUAGCGGACAAACUGAAUGAAGCCGUGAACGGUCUGAAAGUGCCAGUCACUCGACUUGCAUUGUACAAAACAGACACAGGCGAUGAAACUCUCAAGUCGUGGGAGAAAAUUGCAGAGCACGAUCUUCCUUCAAGUUAGGUUCUGUUGUUUUUUUAUGUAUGCCCUCUUCGAGAUUAAUUAUGUUGUUUUCGACAGUGUCUCUACUUCUGUAGACUUGUUUAACUUCUGGAAAAUAAAAGGCCUUGUUUGAAAGCUUACCAAGCUUCAUGUUUAGGCUUACUUUUUUUCAGUGAUUGUAAUAUGAAGAAGAAUCAAAGUUGCCGACGUUAUUGCUUUGUUGCUC